This is a messenger RNA of Diaporthe amygdali, 3144 nucleotides long. RefSeq lists its product as uncharacterized. Gene Ontology annotation, molecular function: mannosyl-oligosaccharide 1,2-alpha-mannosidase activity; calcium ion binding. Gene Ontology annotation, biological process: N-glycan processing; carbohydrate metabolic process. The transcript is spliced from 2 exons. Gene Ontology annotation, cellular component: endoplasmic reticulum; Golgi membrane. Lineage: Eukaryota; Fungi; Ascomycota; Sordariomycetes; Diaporthales; Diaporthaceae. The coding region runs from base 1 to 3144 and encodes 1047 amino acids. The record is from RefSeq and is a predicted model, not a curated record.
AUGCUUCGUCUUAGGAGGUACCGCGUCUUCGUCGCGUGCGCCUUUGUCUUUGUCUUCCUACUCUACCGAGUCUCUGUCAACUCGGCUUGGGACAAUAGUUUCGAUUACCAGCAAGCCGUCCCCCAGUCCAACCCAGAGCCUCAGGCCGCCCAGCGGGACCAGGUGCAGAAGCCACUCGACGAGAAACCCAAACCAGUUGUCGAGGACACUUUCGCCCCAGAUGUUGCCGAAGAAAAGGUCAAGAUACCCAGUCUCAAGACCACCACCGAAGUGAAGGAUGGCUUUGCCCUGCCGCCUGCUCCCACUCUGGAGGAGACCUUGACACCACUUGACCAAGGGAGGCGUCCAGAACUGGAGCCGCCUGCCACUACCGAGCCGCCCACCCCUCUCAUCCCUGAUCGCCGACCUGGCAAGGUUGGGGAUGCCUAUCCGCACGCAGUUGACGAGCCCCUACACAUUCAAGAUCCGCCGGGCAGGUUCCCAGACAGCCCCCCAGCUCCCACUACCUCAUCGACUACCAUCUACUGGGAAAAGCAACCAGAGUGGUUCCCAGUCCCCGAGGAGUCCUUCAUUCCCCUGCCCACCGGCAAACCAAAGUCUAUCCCCAGGGUCCAGCACAACUUUGGCUCCGAGAGCCCCGAAGAAAAGGCGAAGCGGGAGGACCGCCUGGCGCAGGUCAAGGCAGAGAUGAAGCACGCCUGGGACGGAUACGAGAAGUUCGCUUUUGGCCACGACGAGCUCGUACCCAUCGAAAUGUCGUUUAAGGACCCUUUCUGCGGCUGGGCGGCUACCUUGGUGGACGCCAUGGACACGCUCUGGAUAAUGGGCCUGAAGGAGGAAUUCGACUCGGCGUACAAGGGUUUGAAGGACAUCGACUUCACCACGACUCCGCAUCGUAACGAGAUCCCGGUCUUUGAGACCACCAUCAGAUAUCUAGGAGGACUCCUUGCCGCAUACGACGUCAGUGGCGGCCACAAAGGUGACUACCCACUCCUUCUGAAGAAGGCGGUCGAACUAGCCGAGGUCCUGAUGGGCAUUUUCGACACGCCGAACAGGAUGCCUGUCCUGUACUACAAGUGGAAGCCGGCCUUUGCAUCUCAGCCGAAAAGAGCCAGCACACGUGCCGGCAUAGCAGAGCUUGGCACGUUGUCCAUGGAAUUCACGAGAUUGGCUCAAUUGACUGGAAAAGACAAGUACUACGAUGCUAUUGCCCGUAUUACAGACGCUCUAGAAGAGUGGCAAAACCGCGACGAUGAGACAGCCCCCACGCUUGCUGGAAUCUUCCCCGAAAAUGUGGACGCUUCUGGCUGCAACGCAUCAGCCACCGCGGCGAUCAAGGAGGCCAGCCUCCGAGCUCAGCAACAGGCCGAGACUGCUAUCCUUCAGGAACCUGAGGGAUACGUCCCACCCGCUGCUGGAAGCUCAGGGGCGACCCACGCGUCAACGCAGGGAAGGCCCAGUGUAGAGUUCCAGGUUAAGCCAGGCGGUGCAGGAAGCCCCGAUGUUGGCGGCUUUAGAAAUGUUGAGAAACGCCAAGUGAACGACGGCUAUGCACGGGAUGGGGCACCUUCUCGCAACGUUGGCCAGACACCAGAUCUGACCCCUCCGCACAGAGCUGGUGCUAGCUCCCGCUUCCAGAGCCAUGAGCCAGUUGAGCCGCUGGCGGCAAACGGCCUCCCUGCUGAUUGGGACUGUGUGGCUUCGAAUUUGACCACGUCUCCUGGUAUGGAGGCAUACUCCAUGGGAGGAUCACAGGACUCUGCCUACGAAUAUUUCCCGAAGCAAUAUCUCCUCUUGGGUGGCCUCGAGCCCAAGUACCGCACAAUGCAUGAAAAGACGGUCGCUGCAGUCAAGAAGUGGCUUCUUUUCCGCCCCAUGGUCCCGGAUGACCCCGAUAUUCUCUUCUCCGCCAAGAUCAGGGUAUCUGGUGGCCGUGACACGGAACUAGCCGAGAGAAUGAUGUACGAGUACGAGGUCACACAUCUCACAUGUUUUCUCGGCGGUAUGUUCGGCCUCGGCGCGAAGAUUUUCGAUUCGCCCGACGACUUGGAGAUCGGCAAGCGUCUCACAGACGGAUGUGUCUGGGCAUAUUCCGCGAUGCCAAGCGGUAUCAUGCCUGAAUACUCUCAUGUUGCUCCUUGCAAGAACGUCGAGAACUGCCAAUGGAACGAAACAUUAUGGACUGAUGAAUAUUUGGACCCAAACCCUGAAUGGAGGGUUCAGCAGAUGGAGAAUUACUACGAGCGCCUUGAGCUCUGGGAGGCCGAGAAACAACAAGCACUGCGCACAGAAGCUGAGAGACUCCAAGCAGUAGAAGAGAUGGCCCAAAGAGCCCGCUACCCAGGUGAGACGGAGCCGAAGACGGGGCAGGUUGACUCGGAGCCAGGUGUGCCGGCUGGGUACAGCGGGGCGAACCAUGGCGGCAGUAGUAUUCCAGCGAACAACGCAGACGGCUCUCCGAGGCGCCCUGACGACGCUGCAUCCCGGCCUGUCAAGCGCGACCUUGACGAGGAGGCUUCUCUCUUGCCAGUACCUGACGCAUCCUAUGUCGAACCUCCCAGAAUCUCUGUGGAUCCAUUAACGCUGGAUCAGAAGGCCAUCAAGGAAAAGAUGAAGAAGCUUGAGGCGGAACUCAAUCGCUUGGACGAGACUACGGGCCGUUCUUCAUCUUCCGAUGCUUUUGGUGGCACAGUGGGUCAGGUGCCUAUCGAGCAGGCUGCCAUCAAUUUGCCGCCACGGCCGGUCAAGCCUGAUACUCAUGAGGAGUACGUGUCGAAUCUGAUCAUGAGCGAGGGCCUUCCAGCAGGUUUUACGCGGAUUGGUGAUAAGAGAUACAUCCUGCGGCCUGAGGCGAUUGAGUCCGUGUGGUACAUGUACCGGAUUACUGGUGACCCCAUUUGGCAGGAGAAGGGAUGGAAGAUGUGGCAGGCGGUGGUGAAGCACACGCAUAGCCAGGUCGCUGCCACAGCUGUGGACCAGGUUAACAGCAGGGACGGCGUCACCACACCCAUCGACUCCAUGGAGAGCUUCUGGCUGGCGGAGACGCUCAAGUACUAUUACCUGCUGUACUCGGCACCUGACCUCAUCAGCCUGGACGACUGGGUGCUGAACACCGAGGCGCACCCCUUCCCACGGCCUCGAUGA